This is a messenger RNA of Tilletiaria anomala UBC 951, 495 nucleotides long. RefSeq lists its product as uncharacterized. The record is from RefSeq and is a predicted model, not a curated record. The coding region runs from base 99 to 386 and encodes 95 amino acids. The transcript has a single exon. Lineage: Eukaryota; Fungi; Basidiomycota; Exobasidiomycetes; Georgefischeriales; Tilletiariaceae.
UGCAGAUGUUGGGGCAUUGACGAUGGAUCCGUGGCCCCGCUAUUUGAGGUGCUCGUCCACUCCACCUUCGGGUCUGCGUUUGAUGGUCCUCAUCAGGGAUGUGUAAAACUCUCCUCGCCUACCUACCAUUACGCCAGUCUGUUUAUCAUCAUCUGAAGUUUGAAUUCCCCUCAGUGCUUGUGCCGCGCCCAUGCAUGCCGACGACAAGGUUGCUUUCAUCAAGUACCAGAGGAAAAGUCACGUGGGGACAUCUCCUUGCAGGGGCAGGGAAAGGGCCUGGGCCUGGGGGCGUUCUUGGUUAUUUAGUCGAAAAACUGCGGCGUCGUAAAAAGCGUCGGCCGUCCUGCGCCGCGUUAGCCUUGCAUAACUCACCGACAGCGUAUUGAGAUUGAGUGUGCGGUGUGUAUGUACCUGGUUCCUGGCACGUGCAGAGGUGAGGGGGCAUGGGCUAGAGUUGGCCCGGAAACAUGGCAAAUACCGGGUUACGGAAACAAA